Cannabis sativa is the source of this 811-nucleotide messenger RNA. RefSeq lists its product as uncharacterized. Lineage: Eukaryota; Viridiplantae; Streptophyta; Magnoliopsida; Rosales; Cannabaceae. The record is from RefSeq and is a predicted model, not a curated record. The transcript has a single exon. The coding region runs from base 256 to 636 and encodes 126 amino acids.
AAAGCCCUACUAGUUCUGAGUUCUGAAGAAGAUCCCGCGCCCCACACACGCAAUCCAUGGUUUUGAAACCCUUGCUUCCCAAUUUCUCCCUCCACAUCUUCCCGCCUAUACUUCCCUUCUUAAGAAACCCCCAAACCCCACUAUCUUACCAUCCCCUCUCUCUCUCUCUCUAACCCUAAGCCGUCUUCUUCUUCUUCUUUGUCUCUUUUUCUCUCUUUUUUUUCUGUAAAAUUCAAUAUCAUAGUCUUCGUCGUCAUGAAUCGUAGAACUCGUUCUCUUCACCGAUCGUCCCCGAACCGGGCUGAGCCUUUUCUCAAGUACCUCAAGCCUGGUGCUCUCGCUCAAAUAAGAGACUCGCGAAUCAGUGCUAGAUCGCACCGCUUUCUCUCAAUUGCUCAGAUCCGUUCAUCUCCUCCUUCGUCGCCAUCGUCAACGCCUGGUCAAUCGACGGUCAUCGCCAUGGAUGGAUUUCCUUGCUUUUCCGGAAGGAUGUUCGGACCUAGAUGUCCUCAGAGGAAGAAGCUUGUUGCUUCUAAGUCGGUUUUGUUUCCGAGUCAGAAUCCUUCUAGCCCCGUUCUUGAUGCUGCUGAUCCGAUAAUCGACGUUUUCAGUAGUAGUGAUAUUGCUGCACAUUGAAUGAACCUGUUGAUGAAACUGUGAAGUUCUUAGUAUUUUUUUUUUCUUUCUCUCUCUUCGAUCCUUGUAGAUUAAUUUCUAUCUGUACUUGAUGUUACUUCUCCAUCGCUAAAUUUGGAAAAUUUUCUUUGAUAGAACUAAAAUCAAUAAUAAAAUCAGAGAUUUACCUCAUACA